This is a messenger RNA of Penicillium digitatum Pd1, 597 nucleotides long. It is a transcript of the gene abnA, whose product is annotated as putative extracellular endo-1,5-alpha-L-arabinase. Lineage: Eukaryota; Fungi; Ascomycota; Eurotiomycetes; Eurotiales; Aspergillaceae. The record is from RefSeq and is a predicted model, not a curated record. Gene Ontology annotation, biological process: carbohydrate metabolic process. Gene Ontology annotation, molecular function: hydrolase activity, hydrolyzing O-glycosyl compounds.
AUGGAGUCCGGCUCCUGGGUUGACCAUGGAGCAACUGGCAUUGCCUCGUCAUCUGGCAAGGAAUUCAAUGCCAUCGAUGGCAAUUUGUUCAAUGAUGGUACUACUUACUAUCUGAAUUUCGGCUCCUUUUGGCACGACAUCUAUCAGGCUCCAAUGAGCUCGGAUGCCACUAAAGUCGCAUCAUCACCCUACAAUCUGGCGUAUGACCCAUCUGGAACACACGCUGUGGAGGGAUCCUAUAUGUAUAAGUAUGGAAUCUACUACUAUCUCUUUUACUCUGCCGGCAUCUGUUGUGGCUACGACAAAUCUCGCCCCGCCAGCGGAGCAGAAUACAAAAUCAAGGUCUGCCGAUCGACCUCACCUACUAGUGGAUUCGUUGAUGCCGCGGGUACUGCUUGUACAGGCGGGGGGGGCACAGUUGUUCUAGAAAGUCAUGGCACAGUAUACGGUCCUGGUGGACAGGGCGUAUUUACCGAUUCUACCCUCGGCCCAGUGCUUUACUACCACUAUGUCGACACCACUGUGGGCUAUGCUGAUGGCCAGAAACUCUUUGGGUGGAAUCAGAUCGAUUUCUCAAGCGGAUGGCCAGUGGUUUAG